Candidozyma duobushaemuli is the source of this 369-nucleotide messenger RNA. RefSeq lists its product as uncharacterized. Bases 1 to 369 code for a protein of 122 amino acids. NCBI's taxonomy places the organism in Eukaryota, Fungi, Ascomycota, Pichiomycetes, Serinales, Metschnikowiaceae. The transcript has a single exon. The record is from RefSeq and is a predicted model, not a curated record.
AUGCUGGGUAAGCGUUUCUUACAAUACAAACCCAGAAAGCCCACUGUUCAUCUCAAGCAAACUACUGUUGCGAAUGCCAUUGGAUCGAAAGCUGCGUCACCAACAAUCAUGAACGGUGCUAAAGGUACUCCUACAUUUCCCAAAGGCACAUUUUUACAAACUGUGAAACAUAGGUCGCCAUACUUUUUAUUUGGAUUGGUGACUAUCUCGUGCUUAAUUGGAUGGCCUGCUUUAUUUAUAGAGGGUAGUGAGAUCGUGCUCAACGUCCCACCGAACCUGGAGACAGCGCUAGUCCAAAAAACUGAAGAGGGCUAUGAGGUCGGAGACAUCAAGGAAGUUCAUAGAGACAUUCCCGACGAUGACGAAUAA